CUAUUUCUUUUAGGGGCUGCAUGGUACAAAUGUAUUUCUUUUUGGUUCUCUGGGAGUUACAGAAUGUUACCUCCUGGCAGCCAUGUCUUAUGAUCGGUAUUUAGCAAUAUGUAAACCCCUGCACUAUGCAAACCUUAUGAAUAGCAGGUUCUGUCUCCUGCUUGCAGCCGGCUCUUGGAUAAGUGCAUUUCUAGCUAUAAGCAUAAUAGUAUUGUUGGUGUCACAAUUAACUUUCUGUGGCCCCAGUGAAAUUGACCAUUUCUUCUGUGAUCUCACCCCUGUGUUAAAACUUGCCAGAACUGAUACCCACCUAAUGGAACUUACAGCUUUCAUAUUCGCCUUGAUUUUCACUCUCUCCCCAUUUAUACUAACUGUUUUAUCGUAUGUUGCUAUUAUAGCCAUCAUCCUGAGAAUCUCAUCUGCCACUGGGAAGCAAAAGGCCUUCUCUACCUGCUCCUCUCACCUCAUGGUGGUGAUAGCUUUCUAUGGGACUCUAACAAUUGUGUAUGUCUUACCUAAAAAUGAUACCCUGAGGGACCUGAACAAAGUGUUCUCUGUCUUCUAUACCGUCCUGUCUCUCUUGCUUAAUCCCCUCAUCUACAGCCUGAGAAACUGGGAGGUAAAAGAGGGCCUGAGAAAGGGGUUAAGUAAAUUUGUGCUUUGCACAAGAAUGCAGACACUGUGA
Messenger RNA from Chrysemys picta bellii (western painted turtle), 685 nucleotides. Its product is annotated as olfactory receptor 10A7. The record is from RefSeq and is a predicted model, not a curated record. Gene Ontology annotation, molecular function: odorant binding; G protein-coupled receptor activity; olfactory receptor activity. Gene Ontology annotation, cellular component: membrane. Lineage: Eukaryota; Metazoa; Chordata; Testudines; Emydidae. Gene Ontology annotation, biological process: G protein-coupled receptor signaling pathway.